Molecule: messenger RNA, 1499 nt
Organism: Brassica oleracea var. oleracea
Lineage: Eukaryota; Viridiplantae; Streptophyta; Magnoliopsida; Brassicales; Brassicaceae
Exons: 6
Coding region: 600-1079 (159 amino acids)
Source: RefSeq, a predicted model, not a curated record
UCUCUCCCCGACUCUUCCACUUCAUCUUCAUCGUUUCGGAUCUCUGUAAUAACCACAACCCACUCUCAUCAUUCAAUUCCAUUCUUUACUCCUUUCAUUACGGUCUGUGAUUUACAGAUGAUGUCGUUCCAUCUCCUACUUUUUCCUCUCUUAUAUAAUCAUCUUUCUCGAAUCCUCUGUUGGGCAACAUCCAAAACCCUCUAUAGGAGAAGAACAAGCGAUGGCCAUGAAAACUGUUCAGACCUCCGGAAAGUCCCAGUCGCCGUGACAUCUCACCUGGGCCAGCGGAUUGUGAAUUAGGCUUCUCUAUGGUCCACUUUUGGGAGGCCAGAAACACUGCAAAAGGGGGAUUAAUAUUGGUUUGGAGAUGCUACUCAUCUACGAACAGGUCACACUGCAAGGCUUCAUCUCCUCUAAUCGUUCUCCACGAUACGAGACUCGCCUCAAACCAGAGAAUUCUACAGCCUCAGGAAUUUCUUUGCUACCGAAAGCAAACCUAUCUAUCGCGUUUUUGAUCACUCUUUGACCAUUUGUUUCACGCACAGCUCUGUCCUCUCCGACCUUGACCACAUGAGCCUCCUAUUGAUGCAGACAGGUUCAUGUUCCACGUACAUGAAGAUUUUGAAGCCAAAUGUGGACUCAGGGGUGAUCUUUAUGAUGUUGUAGGGCACAUGAAGCUACUGAAUGGCCAGUCUUUUAUUGAACGUCCGGUCCUUGACAAAGUGAAAAUUACAACCACACGCCAGUCUCUUGAUCAUAUACAAACAAAAGAGGGAGGCUGCAACAAUAUUCUACAAGAAUUUUACAGCCACUGCCGAACUCCCUUCGUCCUUUUAGUGACGACGGUAAACACAAAACUACUUGGUGGAACCCUUUCCCUAAGCUCUAUGUCAUCGUCGCGUGUUCUUAUGAACAGAGAUGUCCAACCCACCCAAGAUUAUUUAAACUGGUUAGGUUGUAACCCAUAUAUUGCUAACCUGGUCAAUGCGGAAGAGGUAACAAAGGCUGAGACAAUGGCUGUUGGGGAAAUCUUCGAUUACAUGAAGCAUGGGUCCGCCAAGGUAAAUUUACAGCUGUAGAUAAGCCACUGAAAACGACUUGACUGACCAUGUAAAUUAAUUGGUUUUAAACCAUCGCAGGAGGCAUUUUUUUGACUGCAUAGUGGGAUUAUGCUUAUGUGUGUUAGUUUUGUAUUUAAGCAUGAGUUGGGAGUUAAAUGAGAUAUGAAGAGAAAAUUGCAGUAAGUAAAUUGUUUCUUAAGAAUUUGGGACCUAUCACAUAGACACGAUAGAUGAUAUUGAACGUAACUCUGCUUGGUACUAUAUUGCCAGUGGUUGUAAAACAAAGGCUAACAGAGUCCCUACUUCGUAAUGUGCCCAAAAUUCACUACAAGAAAACACAAACUUAACGACGAAAAUUAACGAGAAAAAGUAAUCAUCGUAAAAUUACGUCGAGUUUAUAAAGAAAUUACGUGAAAAAAUAAAAUCAGCGUUAUUUCC